GUGGGCUGCUUGUUCUGCAAUUGGGUCAUCCUAGCACGCUCCCAAAUAUCCUUGAAGGCGCCUCCGAGGACAUUGGGAUAGGUUGCAGAUGUGUUCCCAAGGCGUGAGCGAAGGCGGCUUUCAAAGCGCGAAAUCUUCUCUUGCGCCGCCUGUAGGUCGAAGAUGCUUUGCGCUUCUGCUUCUCGCCUCUUCCUCGCGUCCUCGCGCAUUUUAUUCAGUUCCUUCCGCCUCUCCUCUUCCUUCUCUUUUCUACUCAAGCCCGAAUUGGGAGUCGAUCCACCAGGCUUCAUGAAGAGGCUCGCAUACACAUUCGCGUCUCGCAAGUCAAAGUCAGCAUUAUUUGCUGUCGCAGCCGGCUUCCGUGCACCUCCAACACCAAGAGCGAGGUUAUCCGCCUUCGGAGUGGGCUUCACAGGGAUACCAGUCGGGGUGGAAGUACCAGUGGAUGGCUUGUUCUUCUUUAUUGGCGGGAGCUUCGGUUUCUUGGGUGGCGGCGGCGCAGCUGCCUCCACGUUAUCCGCUUUCGACGUCGAGUCCUCGUCGUCUCCAUCAUCAUUGAGAACCCCACGUCUACCUGGAAAAGAUGGACCACUUCUUGAAGACACUCCCUUGCGCUCGUCCCUAAUAGCGAUCGGCUUGUCGACAGCAGCUGCUUUGACUGACUUGCUCUUUGUCUUCGAAAAGGUAGCGCGGCUGGAGGUAGCAGGUUCGGGAGCAAAAUCUUCAUCGUCGUCAUCUACGACAAUCUCCUC
Molecule: messenger RNA, 752 nt
Organism: Phanerochaete carnosa HHB-10118-sp
Lineage: Eukaryota; Fungi; Basidiomycota; Agaricomycetes; Polyporales; Phanerochaetaceae
Exons: 3
Source: RefSeq, a predicted model, not a curated record